AAACUAUCAACAAGAACUUGAACAUAUGAAGAACAUGACCAGACAAGAAUAUGUUGCUCACUUAAGAAGAAAAAGCAGUGGCUUCUCAAGGGGUGCUUCAAUGUACAGAGGAGUCACAAGACAUCAUCAACAUGGACGCUGGCAAGCUCGGAUAGGCAGAGUUGCAGGAAACAAGGACCUUUAUCUAGGGACAUUCAGCACCCAAGAGGAAGCUGCUGAGGCCUAUGACAUAGCAGCAAUAAAAUUUCACGGGGAAUAGUAUGUAUCCUGAGCAGUUGACUCGUCUCAGUUGUGAACUACAACUCUUUAUGAGUUCAAGAAGAGCAUACAGUCUCUAAUGUUUUUGUAGUGGAAGUGGAUAGAACCAUAGAUAGACCUGUAGACACUAAUGCUUGCUUAAAGAUGGGUUUU
Messenger RNA from Camellia sinensis, 411 nucleotides. The record is from RefSeq and is a predicted model, not a curated record. NCBI's taxonomy places the organism in Eukaryota, Viridiplantae, Streptophyta, Magnoliopsida, Ericales, Theaceae.